Messenger RNA from Armigeres subalbatus, 4172 nucleotides. RefSeq names its product claspin. Gene Ontology annotation, molecular function: anaphase-promoting complex binding. Lineage: Eukaryota; Metazoa; Arthropoda; Insecta; Diptera; Culicidae. The record is from RefSeq and is a predicted model, not a curated record. The transcript has 6 exons. Bases 140 to 4114 code for a protein of 1324 amino acids. Gene Ontology annotation, biological process: mitotic G2 DNA damage checkpoint signaling; mitotic DNA replication checkpoint signaling; activation of protein kinase activity.
GAAAAACUUUACAAAUUUUCAUAAUAUUAUUAUUCCGCAUCCAGUAGUUCAUUAUAAUGGUGCUAACAUAUUUCGCACCUUAAUCUAAAGUAAACGAAGUAAAAUAUAUCAAAUAAUAGUAAUAAUUAGUGUUUUCGAUAUGGAUGAAGAUUCAAAUCAAACCUCUCGCAGCGGCAGUCAGGCGCUGGAUUUGCAUGACGAGGAAUCAAAACAUCGCGAGUCGGAUUCGCAGAUGACUUUGACCUACGGAGGUUCAGAUUCGGAGCUAAACGACGAUGACACGCUGCGAAUUGAUGAUUCAGAUGGCAAUGAUGAUGAAAGUUCUAGGACAGAACUGGACAAAACGCCCGGGCCACUUUUACCUGCUUCUCCGUUCGGAAUUGAAUCAGUAGCUAGUAAACAGGGUGAGCUCCCGGAAAAGGCAUCGAUGGGCGAUAGCUACAUCGAAGAGAACGUAGACUUUAGUUUGAGGAAUAGGAAGAAAGUAUCGCAGUUGAUUGAUAGCGACUCGGAGGAAGAGCACGGCGAAGGGGGGUCAUCUGUAAGAAAAGUGUGUAACGUAAUUGAUAGUGACGAAUCUGAUCAACCUAAUGAGGAACCGCUGAAUGUACAAAAUAAGGAUAACGAUCAAACGGAGGACAAGAUUGGAAAUCCUAUGAGUAGGCUUAAAUCGUUGAUCGAUUCGGAUUCUGCCAGCCCGGCUAAAGAUUCGGACGAAGAAUGCACCGCGAAAAAAACGAAAAAACUAAAAACCAAGAAAGAGCGAGGACACGGCAAAACCAGUGAAAAAAAGAGCGGCGCCAAUGAUUUGUUAGCUAGUUUAAACUUGAGUUUCAGCGAUGACGAAAGUCGGCCAGCAAAAUCUGAUAAAGAUUCUGGGAGCAAUGACAGUGGGAGUGACAGUGAAACUGGAGCUAGUAAUCAGAAGAGAAGUCCAAAUAAAAAACCGCAACGGAUGUCAGCCAAGACAGCGAUGGAACAGAUGCAGGUCAUCCAAAGUGAAUCGCAACGAAUGGCUCGCGAAGCAGCCGUAUCAGUUCCGUAUCAUCGCCCCAAGCAGCAUACGCUCCAAGAGUUUCUGAGUCGUAGAACGGUGUUCAAGUCGGCUGUAGGAUUGAAUACGCCAGAAAAAUUGGCCGCUGGUCGGAGGAAAGCCAUCACUGCAAUUAAAAUGACCCCAGAGCAGUUGGCAGCUUAUGCUAAACAGCUAGAAGAACGCGAGAAGGAAGCAUUAGAGUUCUUCAAAAACGAAGAGGAUAAAAAGGAAUCAGAGGUUGCUGAACAGCAAUGUCAUGCAGAUGGUGAAACUAAAACACCGGAAGGGGAAAUCAAUAAUAAGAAUGCAAUAAUCUCAGCUCACUCUGAAGAGAAUAAUUCAAACAGUUUGGAUGAUCGUACGUCAGGUGUUGAUUAUCCACUUGAUAAUACCCAAGAUGCAAACAAUGAAAUCCUAAACACGUUUGCUCCAAUAGAUACUGAAUUAGGCGAAAGUCUCCGAGUGACGGAUACGGAAGAGGACGCUUUACAAACAUCGAUCAAUGAAACUAACCAAAAUGUUGAAACCGCUCUGGCAUCUCAAACAGAAACCGUUAAUGCUAUAACACCAAUUGAAACAAUUCCAGUUGAAAUGGAUUCAGUUUCCGAAUCGACCAAAACGGCUCCAGAAAUUGAUUACGAUCCGUUCUCAUCGGAGCCAACUCCCUCAAAACUAGCACAGAAGAAAGCUGAACUUCUGAUGGGUGGUACCUUCAAAACAUUUCCCAUCUUGAAAGGUGACGCAGACAUGGUAAUCGAUCUAAAUUCCGGAGAUAUUGGACCAAAAACACCUUCGGGGCCAGAGCUACUGCUUCAGCGCUUCUCCAAAUGUAGUGGUAAGAAAGCUCAAAAAGCUGCAAGUUUAAAUAUUCUGAGCACUGAUAAAGGCGUGGUCGAAUUAAGCACCAUUAAGCUUGGAUUGGAACAAGAAGAUCGUGAUCCUAAUGGAAAGGAACCCAUACCUGGCGCGGCUUACACGAAACUCAAGCAAAGCUUAUGGGAGAAGAUGGAACAAGCUCGUAGAGAAAGCAUUCUCAAGAGACUGCAGGAUACUCCAGAGGCCAAAAAGAUUGACGACGAAGAGGAUGAAGAAGUGUUAACCGAUGAUGAAGUUGCUGAAGAAGAAGAAGAAGAAGAAGCAGAGGACUGUGAAGAUGAUGAUGAGAAAAAGGUUAAAACAAAGAGUUGUGAUUUUUUGGAUGAUGAAGCCAAACUUGACGACGAUGACCAUGAAGAUAAUGAUGCGGUGACGAAUCAAACACCCCCAGCUGAAGAUUCCAAUGAAGAGGAAGACGAUGAGUCAAGCGAUGAAGAAGAUAGUGAGCCGGAAUUAAAAGAAAAGUUGACUAACGGCGGUGAGAAGAAAAAGAGUCGAAUUAUUGCAGCAUUUGAAGAUUCCGACGAAGAAGAUCCAAUGACAAAAACUGUAGAAGCCAAAUCAUUGGAAAGUAAGAAAACCGAUGAGUUGUUUUCAACAUUUGAAGACAAUGACAAAUUUACACCUUCAGAUCGAAACAACAUAGAAACAGGCGAAAGCAUGAACCUCCUCUGGAAGGACACUGAAGAACAGGAAACUACCAAUCCACGUGCGGAUGAGGAGGAUCUGCUCGCUCUGUGUUCUGGCCGAUUUGGCGAAACGCAAGCCACUUUACCCCAAUCGUUGACAGAAUCUUUUGCAACUACCCAGGCAAUGACCACGACUCCUUCCGAAUUGAACCUGACCGAAAGCGAUCGCCUGACUGAAGACAGCGAGAGACCCACAACAACAGACGCGCUUUUCACACAACGAGUCGACGAGCAAGUGGACGACAACGAAUUAAUUGCCCUCUGCUCAGGUACAUUCGCCACACAGGGGCAAAUGUCUAAUCUGGAGACAGAGCGGCCAAUACCACUAGAAAUGGUCGCUAAAGGUAAAUUGCUUCUCGUUUCUUCCGAUGAGGAAGAUCAACAGAAAGAAAAAGAACGAAAGAAAAAGAAUAAGCGACUACGACGGAACAUCAACAUAUCGGACGAUGAAGAAAGUGACGUGGAACCGGAUGAACAAGAUGAAGGAAGUGAUGAUGAAGUGGUCGAAGAUGAAGAAAAGGAAGACGAGCUUGAAAAGUUCGUUGACUACGAUUCGGAAGAAAACGAGGUAGAAGUUGUGCUGACAAAGAAGGAUAAAGAAAAGGUGGCCAAAACGUUUGUUGAAAACGAAGCGGAACUAUCGGAGUCAGAAUGGGGCAGCGCGGAUGAGGACGAAAAGGAUCUCGAUCGGUACGACAUUGAACUGGGAGAUGAGGAGAAAUUCGAUCAGAAUAAGCUGCAGGAAGAGCUGGAACGAAUUCACAUGCGAAGGAUUUUGGAGCAGGAUAAAAAAGAAGUGAAGACAUUGCAGGACAUGUUCUUCGAAGACGAAGAGAAGGAUGGAGUAGGACGUGAGAGGCAAUUCAAGUGGCGUAAUGUGGAGACGACGUUUAGCUUGGACUAUGACAAGCAAGGAGGCGAUGAGCAGAAAGAAGAAGACGAAGACAGUGAUGGCGAAACGGAGGCUCAAUGGCGCAAAAUGCGAUUUGAACGGGAAAUGUUGUUGAAGGAGAAGAAAAUUGAUCUGGAUGCAAUCAAUUUGGACAAAUCACUGGUAAACGAAAAUGCCCAGGAGGAUGGAGAGAAUAAUUCAGGCGCUGACAAUCAUUCGACACUAGUGACAAAGCGGAGAAUCACCGUGGUGCGACAUAGUGAGACAAUCGAAACAACUAAUAAGCCGCAGGAGUCAUGUUUUUUGAUCAAGCGAUCCACUCAAGUUUCUAAUAAAGCAUCAUUUCUAUCGCGAGACCCUGAAACCCUUAAAAAACUGGUCAAUCUGGUCAAGGUGAACCCAGAGGCUGAUGGAGUCAAUACAGCUACAACAGGAAAAGGAAGAAACUUUGUAUUCACCUCUAUCAGUCCAGCUGUUAAUCAAACGGGAUCCAAGCGGUCCUCGGACGCCGCCGACUUGAAUGAGUCCAGUAACAGUGCUAAGAAAGUAAAAACAAUCGCUGCGUCUUCUAGCAAGGAUGACCAAAGCAAAAAGAGAUUGUUACUAGCAAAGCUUAUGUAAAUACAAAUUCGGAGGGUACUCAAUUACAAAGUCGCGUAGACAUGUUAUGACAUCCCUA